Oryzias melastigma (Indian medaka) is the source of this 4104-nucleotide messenger RNA. RefSeq names its product fem-1 homolog c (gene fem1c). Bases 628 to 2484 code for a protein of 618 amino acids. Gene Ontology annotation, molecular function: protein binding. Lineage: Eukaryota; Metazoa; Chordata; Actinopteri; Beloniformes; Adrianichthyidae. The record is from RefSeq and is a predicted model, not a curated record. The transcript is spliced from 7 exons.
AAUGUUUAAAUAUGUAGCUACAUGUGAUUUAAAUUAUAUUAGUUGUAUUCUGUGGUGGUUUUCGUGAAAGAGCCAUUUAAAAGCUUACUUAUUUGGCUAAAUUGCUAGCCGAUUUCUGAUUGGCCGACGGACGUGUCAAUCAUUCCCUGUCCCAAGAAAAAAAAAAAGAAAAAGAUUGCGUGGGGUUGGUGAUUUGACAGAAACGGAGUCGUGAUGAUCCUAUCGAGCCGUGGGUGGCUAGCUGCUUUUAUUUACCUUGACUGAGCUUCUUGUCAUUUCUGUUUGCGACAUUUCUUUCGCCUGGUGGGGAAUUCGUUUCGUCUCGAGCCGUGUGUGUAAAUACACCCAUCUCGGGUACCGAGAAUCCCCCCUUCUUUUAUGCCCGAACGUUCGUUUUUUUUUCCCAAGCUAGCAACCCAACACAGCAUUACGGGUGGGGGUGGAUUUCUACACCUCGGCCCUCGGAAAGCGAAUAUAAAUAACGUCCCGGGAGCCACGCUAUGCUGUGGAACAAUGACAAGCGAAGGGAACAGAACUGAGGAAGAAGAGCUUCUUGAAGGAGAAGAUGUGUCAGGAGAGAAGAGUCUGACGAGCGAUCAAUAAAAAGUGAAGCCCGGCGUGUUUGAAAUGGAUUUAAAAACGGCAGUGUUCAACGCGGUGCGGGAUGGAAAGCUCCGUUUGCUUCAGAAACUCUUGGAGAACAAAGAUGGACACGAGGUGAUCAAGCUGAUGGGCGAGAAGACGAACGGAGCUACCCCGCUCCUCAUGGCCGCCCGCUACGGGCACCUGGAGCUGGUGGAGUAUCUGCUGGAGUGCUGCAGCGCUCCCGUGGAGGUCGGCGGGUCGGUGAGCUUCGACGGGGAGACGAUCGAGGGGGCGCCACCCCUGUGGGCUGCCUCGGCGGCGGGUCACCUGAAAGUGGUCCAGUCUCUGCUGGGUCACGGAGCCUCGGUGAACAGCACGACCCUCACUAACUCCACACCUCUCAGGGCGGCCUGCUUUGACGGCCACCUGGACAUAGUGAAAUACCUCGUAGAGCACAGCGCUGACCUGGAGGUGGCGAACAGACAUGGCCACACGUGUCUCAUGAUUUCCUGCUACAAGGGGCACAAAGACAUAGCGCAGUACCUGCUGGAGAAAGGCGCAGAUGUCAAUAGGAAAAGUGUUAAAGGCAACACGGCGCUCCAUGACUGUGCGGAGUCGGGCAGUCUCGAGAUCAUGCAAAUGUUGCUACAGUACGGUGCAACCAUGGAGCAGGACGCCUAUGGCAUGACGCCCAUCCUUUCUGCCAGUGUAACGGGCCACACUAACAUCGUCGACUACCUGACGACACUCCCGCAGACGAGCCACACGAAGCGCAUCGAUGCCCUGGAGCUUUUAGGAGCUACGUUUGUUGACAAGAAAAGAGAUCUGCUGGGAGCCUUGAAAUACUGGAAGAGGGCGAUGGACCUCAGAUACGUAGACAGUAACAGCAUAGUUCACAAACCGGAGCCCAAGCAGUUGGUCAUGGCAUACGACUACGCCAGAGAGGUGACAAACGCAGAGGAGCUGGACAGUUUGAUCUCCGACCCGGAUGAGAUGCGGAUGCAGGCCCUGCUUAUUCGGGAGAGGAUUCUCGGGCCGCAGCAUCCAGACACGUCCUACUACAUCCGUUAUAGAGGAGCCGUCUACGCCGAUUCGGGAAACUUUGAGCGCUGCAUCAACCUGUGGAAAUACGCGCUGGAAAUGCAGCAGAGCAACCUGGACCCCCUCAGCCCCAUGACGGCGUCCAGCCUGCUGUCGUUUGCGGAGCUCUUCUCCUUCAUGCUGCAGGACAGAGCCAAAGGGCUGCUGGGGACCUCGGUGUCUUUUGAAGACUUGAUGGGAAUAUUAACCAAGAGUGUGAUGGAGAUUGAGCGAGCGAUCAAACAAAGCGGACCCAUGCCUCCUGACCCGGCUCAGCUCAGCAAGGCCCUCUCCAUUAUCCUGCACCUUAUUUGUCUUUUAGAGAAGGUGCCGUGUACUGCAGAACAGGACCAUUUCAAGAAGGAAACCAUCUAUAGAUUUUUGAAGCUUCAGCCAUGUGGCAAGAACGGCUACAGCCCUCUACACUUGGCAGUCGACCGCAACACCACCUGCGUGGGCCGCUAUCCAGUCUGCAAGUUCCCCUCCCUCACGGUGGCUUCAAUCCUCCUCGAGUGCGGAGCAGACGUCAACAGUAGAGACGAAGAUGACAACAGCCCCCUCCAUAUAGCUGCAUCCAACGGCCACCCCGACAUUAUGAACUUGCUGAUUUCCAGCGGGACUCACUUUGACAGCACCAACGCCUUCCAACAAACAGCCUGCGAUCUCCUGGAUGAGAAGGAGCUGGCCAGGAAUGUCAUCCAGCCCAUUAACCACACCACGCUGCAGUGCCUAGCUGCCAGGGCUAUCGUCAAGCACAGCCUUGCUUACCAAGGAAACAUUCCCGAGAAGCUAGAGGCCUUCAUUUUGCUCCACAGAUAAUGAUUGUGAAGGAGGCGGUUGGGCUGAAUCGACGAUGAAGAGGGCGUGGCUAGUGCGACUGCUUCCAGUGGACCGAACCCAUGGAGGAACCGAAGCCCCUCGGGAGGGGGGUUAAGCGGCUGAAUGACAGUUAUCUCUGUUUGGAGGGUGUUCACUUGAAUUGUGUGCAUGAGAUUUCCUCAUUUAACUGCGAUGGAUUAAAAAAAAAGAUUAGGUUGAAUGAAUCAACUUUUACAUUGAAAAAGCUGCAGGUUUCAUUGGUUGUGGCUAAAUUUGUGGGAAUUUAUUAGGAGCUUGUUGCAACAUGGACGAGUCUGUGUCUGGUUGAACUGAGCAGAGGGUUUCAUAGAUUUUUUUUUUUUUUUUUUUCGACUAAUUUUUCUUUUUGCAAAUAUCACUAUGCUAUUUAUUAAAUGACACUUGAGAGAUUUUUCUCCAUGCUGGCUCCAACCUGGUUUCAACAUCGUCUGCUUCACCUCUCAAAGCAGCCUGGAGGCAUGUGUGCUGGGGCUUCAGGUUUUUUUUUCUUUUUCUUUGCUUGUCUCACCACUGUUGCCAACAGUCAUCCUCAGUCACCAUCUUACUAUCUCGUAGGUCAUACAGAUCAGGAUCUCGGGCCCUGGGGGGUGAAUUCUACACUCAUUUUCCAUAUUUGUGUUCAAAGCUUUAUCGGAUGGGGUUUGGAGUGUGCGUGUGAAUGAACACCAUAAGUGCUUUAUCCUUCCUAUGCACAGGCUGGGCUGUUGGAAAAAGACUUGUAUUCUGAGCCGGCAUCGUCUGUGCAAUACGGUUUUUGUGUUUACCUCAUUGGUGCGGUGUAUUUCAGUAUCCACCUGCUUCAACUUAAGAGGGUGGGGUUGCUAAACCAUUGUGCUGAUCGUCGUAGGAGGAGCGAAUGCGUUGGAAUGACUGUAUUUGUGCGAGCGAGUGAUGUGCGGUCCAUGCUUUUUUUUUUUUUUUUCUUGUUUUUUUGAAUGAGCUGACACAGAUUGAGGAAAAAGUUUUUUGUUUGUUUUUUUUUUUAAGAGAAGUGGUGCUCAUGGAGAUUCCACGUUGCACACGAACGCCACUGGAAACCGCAGCCACUGCAAGAGAGCAGGCUCGUACACAGAAGUGACCUCGAUGUUCACGUGUGGCUGACCGUUGAAUGCCAUCUUUUUUUUUUUUUCUCUUUUCUUAAAUCAUCGAAGACAAACUCUGAGGUGGCUUGCCAAUCUUUGCCCACUGUGCAUGUGCAGCAGCGUACCAACCAAAUAAUCGCAUCAGAUGCGCUUUGGUGACGACUUCUAGCAAAGCUCUCUGUGGUUUCUUCAAGCAAGUAGGGCGUGGGUGGGCGGGGCCGAGCGCUCAGAAGGAAGCUCUGUGAAUGACCUUGUUUGCACAUAAACUUCAGACGUGUGGGUUGAUGAAAGGGCUUUUCAUAAUUUGCUAGAUUUCAUAUUGCAGUUGAAAUAAUUUUAAAGAAAAGAAAAAAACACAGACCUACAAAAUGUACAAGAACACCCAGGGCAACCUGAUUUGAAAUCUGCACUUUACAACAGCGGACUUUGACAUUUGAUAUGGCAUUAAUUAAAUUCAUGUCUUAACUACUAGUUGACAAUAAACCCAUGUUGCACAUGA